This is a messenger RNA of Linderina pennispora, 543 nucleotides long. Its product is annotated as ARP2/3 complex, 21 kDa p21-Arc subunit. Gene Ontology annotation, cellular component: cytoskeleton; Arp2/3 protein complex. Lineage: Eukaryota; Fungi; Kickxellomycota; Kickxellomycetes; Kickxellales; Kickxellaceae. The record is from RefSeq and is a predicted model, not a curated record. The coding region runs from base 1 to 543 and encodes 180 amino acids. Gene Ontology annotation, biological process: Arp2/3 complex-mediated actin nucleation; regulation of actin filament polymerization. Gene Ontology annotation, molecular function: actin filament binding. The transcript has 2 exons.
AUGCCUGCUUACCACUCAAGCUACAAUGCAGUCGAGAACGUGCGCAUAAUUAACGGCAUUCCGCUGCUGCCGCUGCUGACGAAGACGCGUGGUCCGGCUCCGUACGCUGAUCCGACGAUGACGAGGGACGCAGUCGACGAAGCCCUGGAGCUGUUCCGACCCAACAGCUUCUUCAAGAACUUUGAGAUCAAGGGAGACGGCGACCGGUUGCUAAUCUACAUUAUCCUGUUCAUUUCGCAGAGCCUGAACAAACUCAAGCCAACAACGACCGCGGGUGAGGCCACCAAGACGCUCUACUCGUUGGCGGUCAGCAAUGUGGUGAUCCCGGCAGACGCCAGCUUCCCGCUGCAUGCCAUGUAUCCGGCGGUCGGCGACCGGGUUGAGAGCGAUAUGCUGAGGCAGUAUCUGCAGCAGGUGCGCCAGGAGGUGGCCACGCGGCUGGUUGGCAUUCUGUAUACGGAGAAUGGCCAGGCCACGGCAGCGCCCAGCAAGUGGUGGAUGAGCUUCCAGAAGCGCCAUUUCAUGGGCAAGAGCCUGCACUGA